AUGGACGACCUACAAGCGACUGCCAAGUGGGCAAACCGCAUCUUACGCCCUUUGACCUCGAUUUAUCGUCGACUCGAGAAACACCAGGAGACGCUAGCAAUCAUUGCGGCCGAAUCGAAACUUGAGGAAACUUUGGAUAAUAACAACGAAACACAUGUGCCAGAUGGACUUGGAACUGUGCUCGACCAGAGUAGUAUUCCCGAAUCGGACGCGGACGAGGACGACCCAGUCUGGAUACCGGGGAAGCAGCCCGACCAACGACGUGUCAGACAUAAGUUCUCGAACCGAGGUGCAAAGACUGGAAGGAGAAGAACGCGUAUUUCAGUGCACAGUCCGGAAGCGAGUCGCACCCUGCCUGGCGCAAUUGAGCUGGCGACGCCUCUAAUUACUGGGAAGAGAUGGAAGGUACCUUUGAGUGCACACUCGCAGGGCUCUGCAGAGCAGCCAAAGACCAGGAAAUCCCAGGGUCAAAUGGAAGCUUUCCGUGAUAGAUACAAACUCCAGAAAAGUCCAUGGCAGGAGCUUCUCGACCAGUCAGGCGAUACAGGAUUCGCCGACAUCGCAAACAAUCUGGACCGUGUUCUCCAGAACUUCCUCUGUAAUACCCGACUUCACAAAGGACCGCCGAAUGAGGUAAAGAAAAAGCCUGAACGUGGUGCGCGCUCGUUGAUGUCCAUGGUUGCACGACGUCUGCCGGAAUUCCUUGCAAAGGAGCAGGAAUUGCAGAACGAGAUGGCAGAAGAUAGGGACGAUGACAUGUCUGGCGCCUAUUUCACCGAAUUGGAAUCGUUUUAUGCCCCUCAUGGCAGAGGGUGGAGGCCACUACGCGAAGCUGUUCGGGCCCAGGGCAUCUAUCUGGUUUCCAGAAUGAUUUCCAACAAAUGGGUUACCGAUGCGAUUUCCUGCGCUCUAAUAGAAAAGUGCCGAUAUCAUGAACCAGAUGCAUGCGAGGCCCUUCUGACGACUUUUCUCUCCACGUGCACUACUUACCCUUUCCCUCUCGCCCUCAAAGCUCCCAUCGACUGCAGCGGGCCUGGAGAUCCUAUGCGUUUAUUGCGCAAAUACGCAUCCUAUGGCCCUGCACAUCGCUCAUACAUCUUUGAUGAGCUAACCAAACUUCUCAAGCAAGGCAUCGUGCCUCCGCAAUGGAUGUCAACUAAAUUGUGGACAAGCUGGAUGACCCGAGCCACGAUUUCUUUUUCUAAAGAAGAUAAUGACUGUUCUUCUGCAUCACGAUUGAUUGAGGCGGUUUUGGUAGCCUCGAGUGAUGUACAACCGGCAGCUUGCUCCACGCAGGCUACAAUAUCCCUCUCUGAUAAAGGCCGAGUAACAACCACACGGGCUUCAUCCAUAGGGCAGGCAGGCAGGCCAAACAUGGUAAGCUCAUGCCCGGUGUCUGUGGAAGAUGCGUUCAGCAACCAUAUCACAAGCCUGUUAUCAGCACUAUGCGGCAUACACAUAUCACGGUCUCGUGCACUCGACGAUUGGGCAGAAGCGGACGGAACCAAAGCAGGACAUAUUGUCAACCGUACUUGCUAUAUGGUUCAGAGGGACAUGGAACAGAAUCCACUUCACAAGGCGACUGCGGUCACAUCACAUCAAUUAUUCAGACGGGGUUGCAUCAUAAUGGCAGAUUGCCUUUUAUACUGUAACGACGCGAUCCUCGAAAACGACGACGAGUUUAUGAUUCCACCAGCGUCUAGCAUUGAGGGCCUUUGUGAAUACUUGUCUAGCAGACCUGAUUCUGCCAAAGAACUAGCAUUCCUCGUCCAACAGACCUUUCGCUGUUUUGGCGGUGCCUUUGAAAGUGACGACCCCAACAUGGGUAGGGAUGUCCGCCGCAUGGUCUCUCGAAUGCCUCACUUGGGAAAGCUGCCUUGCCUUUCAGCACUUCUCGGCCAAGUUGCUGUGGAAACCGCCAUGCGAUUUGCGGAAGCAACUGGUGAUCCAAAUGACCACCUGUGGGCAAUCGAGAUCCAGGAAACGGUCAUUGCGCUCCACAACGGGAAAAAACCAAGUCCUGAUACUACGGAACAACUAGAAGUACAAGUUCAAAGUAGAGGGUAUCGAUGGGAGGAAAGCAUUGGCGAGUGGGUAGCCCGAACCCCCGCAGCCAAACCAAACGCAGUGCCUAGAGUGAUCAGAGGACGCAACUCGAUGACUGCGAAGCCACUUCCAUACAUUCCCUGCUCAACCGACAGCAGCUUUUCCGACUCAGAAACAUCUGUGAGGACCGUUUCGAGCCUGACUUCUUCCCCUACAUCCGCGGAGUUCACCUCUAUUGGGGUAAAACGGAAUAAUGCGGUGACAGAGUCGUCGCCAACUCGCCCGGCUAAACGUCGGCGACCAGACCCGGUGAUCGUGGAUAAUCCCGAAGUCAGAAGAAAUGCUCCUCGUAUUGUGACUCCAUCCUCGGUUUCGCAGCGAGAGCCCUCACGUCGUCAUAUCUUGCGUGACAAGUCCAAUCACCACCAGCGCAAUCGGCUAGCCCCAACGAGGACGAGCUCCAGAAACAAGGUCGAAGUCGUGAUCAUCAAUCAAAGAGAAAGCGCUCCAAGCGACGAGCCUUCACGGCCUGUCCCAGAAUCUGUCCAGAUGCAGGUCCACCGAACAAUGGAGCGACGAAGGCCCGGGCGACGAGUUCCUGAUGUAUUCAGACCAACAGUACGCGAAGUUCCUGGCUUGCGAACGGUCAUUCCCUGCACGGACGAAAGCGAUGACGAGCUUAGUUUUCUCUGA
Messenger RNA from Penicillium manginii, 2739 nucleotides. RefSeq lists its product as uncharacterized. The record is from RefSeq and is a predicted model, not a curated record. The transcript has a single exon. The coding region runs from base 1 to 2739 and encodes 912 amino acids. Lineage: Eukaryota; Fungi; Ascomycota; Eurotiomycetes; Eurotiales; Aspergillaceae.